AUGCUCGACGCACACACCAGCAUCACCUACUCGAAACUAAGGAAUCCCGUGCCGGGCUGCAAGAGAUUCAAGCACAGCAGGGAGCUGGUGAUGGUCGAGACGUCGCUGGUGGACCCGACCACGGUGGUGUGCGUGGCCACGUCGCUAAGGGAGGCUGCAGACGACCCGGGGUAUUUGCGCAGGACCCAGGGAAUGAAGCGCGCCGAGUCGCAGCUGUGGGCGUGGUGCGUGGAGGUGGUGGGCGGGCGCGGGCGGGUGUGUGUGGAGAUCACGUGCUUCCUGCACCUAUCGCUGGGGUCGUGGCGCGGCAGCAACGCAUUGGCUUGCAGUGCGUCGGCGCAGCUGGUUUCAGCGCUGGUCGGGUUUGUGCGGGCACGGCGGGCGCCGCCGCGGCUGGUGCGGAUGGGAGUGCACGUGACCAUGGACCGUCGCGACUGGGCCAAUGGCGGCUGGGAGCUGACAUACGCGAUGGCAGACGCGGGCCCGCCGGUGAUAGCACGGCUGGCCGGGCACGCAGACUCGCUGUCGGUGUACCUAACGGACUCGCUGCAGCGGCAGGGCAAGCACGGCGGGAUCGUAAGGGAGGGCGAGGCCGAGGCGGCGGUCGUGGCCAGGGCGCGACUGGAGGACUCGGUGGUAGAGUUCCAGGUGGAGAAAGGAGAGGUGCUGGUGGAGUUCCAGGUCACGGGAUUCGCCACCCCGCAGCAGGUGUGGCAGGCGGUCGAGGAAAUGCACCGGAUGGCGCCCGAGCUGUUCACCGAGCGGCAGCUGGCGCUGACGCCCGAGGAGUUCCAGCGCGGGCGCCGGCGGGCGCGUGGUAUGCGGGCUCUGCAGGAGAUGAAGGACGCGGCGGAAUUUGCCGGGCGGCAUUUCGUGCAGUGCUUCCGAGUCCAGCAGAGGUAUCUGGUCAGGAUUGUGAAUCCGCCGGUUGCUGAGCCGGCGUACCGGGUCACGGUGGUGGUCAGGAGGGGCGAGGGCAAUCAGGGCGUAGUGGUGAAUGGCGAGCUGGUGGAGGUGCGCGAGGCCGUGCCGGAGAUUGAUGCAUUCAAGGCCAGGCCCGGCAGGCCGCGGAUGCCAGUCCCCGAGAUGAUCAGAGAGACAGAUACGACGGCACAGGGGUCGCGUGAGCCAUCGGUAGGCAGUACAGUGGUGGGCCUGGAGACACAAGGCGAUCAGGAGACGCAAGGAGAUCAGGGGACGCCAGAGUAUCAAGAGACCCCACCAUCGCUUGUAGACCCAGUAUCGGAAGACUCACUACCGGAGGACUCAGCGCCAGAAGACUCAGCGCCAGAAGACUCGGUGCCAAGUGAUCCGCAGCCAGUAAAUGAUGCUCCUCCACUUGUCCGGCUGCGGCAGGCAGUGCAAAUAGCAUCAUCGGCGUGGGUGUCGCUAGGGACAAGCGCAUCAGGCGGGAUCACACUGUCCAAGACGGAGACGGACGUGGAGGGGCUCUCGGGCCCGAUUCUACGCGCAUCGGCAUCAAUCUCAGGGUGGACGAUCUUUGACGUAUUCAGCGUGCUGGCGAGCCCCGGGGCUUCGGGCUUCUGGGACGAGACGCAGGAGAUCCGGCAGUUAUCCGCCACCAGCACAUUGCUGCGUCAUGGAAACACAGGGACGUGGGCUCGGGCAGCGCGCGACGCGGUGGUGUGCCGGGCGUGGACAACGAACCACCGCAGCCGGCUCGAGCUGGCUGAGUGCUCGGUGGAGGAAAGUGGGGAGCUGCCCGAGCUGCAGGCUUCGGAGCCGGUGCGCGCCCACGUGGGGCUGUCGGCGUGGGUGGUGGAGAACUCGACGCUGGCGCGGGCGCUGGGCAGCGAGCGGAUGAGCAUCGGCGGCCAGAAGGCAGUCGGCGAGCCCCGCCGCCAGGCGGUGGUGCGGCUGACCCAUUACCAGCAGAUGCGGCCCGGCGGAUGGCUGCCGCAGCUGCCCAUACACGCCCGGGAGGCGGUGGAGCGCAACAUCACAUGUCUGGUCCAGCACCUGGACAAGCACGGCGCCCCGCCCGCCGUCGUGUGGACGCGCAAUGCGCGCGUCGCCAUGUCAACCGAGGGAGACUCGGUUCAGUUCAUUGUGCAAUGCGCGUCCGGUGGGCCGAGCGAAAUCGAGCUGCGCAUUGAGCACCGCGUGUGGGCAUAUGGCCUGCAAGGCGAGCAUACUGAGCCGGCGGCAGUGGAGCUUCAGGCAGAGCCGUUUUUCAGUGACUCGGAGAUCGCCUGCUUUGUCGACCCGGAGGCUGACCCGCAUGCCACGCGUGUGCGUGUGCGGCAUCAGCGCACGCAGUCGGCCAGCAUAAGUGUUGUGCGGCGGUGCGUGGCCGGUGUGGCGGGCAGCCGGUCGUCGCUGGUGGUGCCGACGGAGCCCGGCCCGGCGCUGGUGGGCCCGUGGUCGGUGCCGCCGCGCGUUACUGUGAAUGGCGCGGCGGCGCGCGUGCGGUAUCUCCGGCGGGACACCGAUCCGAUGCUAUACGCGCAGUGCCAGUCGGUUUCCGUGGCUGACCGGCAGCGGAUUGUGCGUGGCGGGCCUGUGGAGCCACUGCCCAGCGACACCGCCAGCGACACCACCAGCAGUGCUGGCAGCGGGCCGCUGCUGAUCCGCAACUACUCGAUGGGCAGCGGGGGAGUGGAGGCAGGCGACUACAUGCGCAUGCAGGUGGAGCGGUUCGCUGAGCUGCGUCGCGAAAUCUCCGACAUGGGCGAGCCGGCCGACGAGAAGGCGUCGCUGCGGACUGCCAGCAUGUGGGCGUGGAAGCCGGGCAAUGUCUACGAGCGCAUCGUCGAGCCACUGCAUGAGGAGGUGCCGGUGACUGUAGCCGUCAGUGUCCUGCAGGGGGUCUCAGUGGACAUGGCCAUGCAGGCGUUGCGGCAGCGCCAGGACUGGGACGCGGUGCUGUUUGCCUCGUCACGUGCGGUGGAGCACUUGGGCAGCGUCGCAGUCAGCUACGCACGUCUGCACGUGCCAUUGCUGUGCGGCCGCCGCGACGCCCUGACAGUGUCUGCAAUGCAGCGCGAGCAGUUCCAGGCCGGGAAGCCAGACUAUUUCAGCCAGACCGCUACGUAUGUGGAAGCCAGUGUGCCGCAGACGCUGCCGCUGCAGACGGCUGUGCGCGCGCACGUGGCCCUGUAUGCCGUCCAUGUAUCGCCCAUUGACGCGGUCGAGCGCAUCCAAAGCAAUAUUGCGUAUAAUUCCUGCCGCGUCACUGUUGCGUGCUGCGUGGACCUCGCCGGUAAUGUGCCGCUGGCGCUGCGUCGCUCUUACUCUGCCGCAGUGCCUCUCUUGCACUUGGCUGCAUUGCGUCAGGCCGCGGGCCAGCCAGCAAUCCCGCGGCUGGUAGCGCCGACGCGCGAACUGCGGCUUGGCCCAGGGUAUUCGGUGGUGGCCGAGGUCAGCGACGAUGACGGGUUGGUGCGCCGCGAGUUUGAUGCAAAUCGCGUAAUUACUGAGGACUUCGAUAGUGACGCAAGGAAAUACACGGCUGUGGUUGAGGCUGGCCUGUGCUUACACAAGCAGGAAAGCGAGUCGGACUCCGAAACGCCCGUCCCGGUCCUUGCCGAUAUCCUCGUGCAUACGUGCAUGUACCCUUCCGGAUACAAUGUGCUGGCGCAAGUGGAUGGCGAGCCAGUCACGGCCACUUGCGCGCCAAUCAGUCUGCGCGUGCUGGAGAUAAGCAGUCAGCUAAGCCUGGUGCGCGUCACCGGAGAUAGCAGCUGUCACGAGUGCUCUAUCGCGAUUGAGCCGGCGCUCUCCGGCGUGCUCUGCCAGGGCCAGCCCGUGCAGCUCCGCCCACUGCGCGACCCACGCCAGUCCCUACUUCACAUCGAGACUACUGUUGGCUGUCUGCGAGUGUGCGAUUCCUGCGGCGAUCUCGCCUGCACCUGUCGGAAGCCAGAGGACAAGUCCACUGAAAAUAGCCUGCGCCAGCGCAAGCCCGAGCCACAGCCCCUGGCUUUGCCGCCGGUCCCGCCGCAUCCGCCGCUGCGUCACCGUGCCGCGGUGGUUGCGCUUUUCGCGCUUUCCUUUGCCGUCUUUUUGCCUGUGCGUCGCCUUGUGAUUGGAUCGACAUCCAUUGAGCAGCUUUUGGUGAGUCAGGCCGGGGAGCCGCCCAAACGAGUAAGGAAGUCGACCGCUGCUCUCCUGCUGCUGGUCAGUGUCGCCGCACUUUGUGUCACCACCGGGCGCUGCCUGGCUGAUUUGGUCUACGCCCAUGCCCUCUGCCAAUAG
Molecule: messenger RNA, 4218 nt
Organism: Linderina pennispora
Lineage: Eukaryota; Fungi; Kickxellomycota; Kickxellomycetes; Kickxellales; Kickxellaceae
Exons: 1
Coding region: 1-4218 (1405 amino acids)
Source: RefSeq, a predicted model, not a curated record